GUCGCCCCAGGGUGCCCCUCGUGGGGGGCCACACGGGCUGCUUUGGCAGGGGGAGAUGCGCUCAGAGCUGGGGGCUGCUGAUUCUUGGGCGUAGUUGGCGGCGGCGGCGACGACGGCGGCGGCCACACACCAAGAGGCGCGGCGAACCGGCUGGGAAGCCGAGGUCAUCCGGGCGGCGGACCGGACCGGGCCGGACCGGGCCGGACCAGAGCCCGGAGCCCCGAGCCCCGAGCUGGCGAUAUAUGUCAGAUUUGAUGAUCUUGAAUGGGAGAAGCAACAGUGGAUUCAAGUUUAUGAAGAUUUUACUGCUUUCUUGUUGGAAUACCAACUAGUUUGGGCAAGAAGGAAGGACCCUAGCUAGACUCAGAGAUCAAAGAUUAAACAAAUUGAGUGGCCUACAUUGGUAUUCAAACUCUUGCUGGAAAAAGCUCUACUGCUGCUGUAGAACAAGCAGAUUUUGUGACUGAAGAUAGCGCCUUUCAGCCCUAUCAGGUCCAUAUUCUUUAAACUGAUACAGUGAGAAAGUAUACAGACAAGAUUCUGCCACCCAGUGGUUUGCUGGUAAAAUUACUCACCAUGAUCUCUUCACCCACACCAUGAUUGUUGUGAAUGACCAGGAGAAGAUAUUGGCAUCUCGUCACACCGUAGACGCUCCAUUCAAAGUAGCACCGCUGUUCACGGUCAUUAUACGCGUGCUCAAGCCGGUAGCCCAAGGCAAGUUAUGAACUCACAGGCUACGGGGCCCAGGCAGAUUCCUCACCAGCUGCUACGAAACGCUCGACUGACCAAGAGGAGGAGUUCAGAUAGCAGUGUACCAGAGGACGAGAAGAUGAGGGAAGAGAAAUAUGAUUUCCUAGGCCAUGGAGAAAAUCUUAGAAGCAAAAACAGAUACUUUCCUAAUAAAAGAAGAAAAAUUGAAGAGACUGAAAAGAAGCUAAAUCUAAAAAGACUUCGACCAGACCACCUUUCAGACUUUUCUGACAGUGACACAGAAAAUGCUAAUAAUAAAAGAAUGACAGGGCCAGGGCCGUAUCGGGAGCCGAAUGCUGAAAAUGAGGUGAUGAACCAAAACAUUUCAAAGAUCAAUGGAGAUGAAGGGAAAUCCCAGCAUGGUGAGGGAGCAGGGGGACAAAGUCAGUCUCUUUGGGUUCAAAUCCAAGAAGAAAAGAAACAUGAUGCAGAAAAUCUCAAGCGGCCGGAAAAGACUAUUUUUGGUGUCACAGAAGAGGUUAUGUUUUAUGAUCCAAAUGCCAAUGAUGUACAUAUUCAGGAGUGCAAAACAGAGAAAGCACAUACUAUGGAAUUAUUCCCGAAGGAGCAGUUUGUGUCCAGACCACCUACACCAAAAUGUGUUAUUGACAUUACAAAUGAAACCAGUUCAGAAAAGGUGGUUCAGGAAAACUCCACAAGGACCUUUGGUUUUCAGACAUUUCAGAAAAUAGAGCCUCAUAGUAGUGACUCGAAACUUUUGUUUGCCAGUUCAAAAUUUUUAGAAACAAGAAAACAGACUGAAACGAGCUGGGUCAAUAGCAUUGUAAACAAAAUGGAUUUAGCAUCAUCUGUUGUGAGGAACCCUUUAUCUGUUGGAAAAGAUAAAAAUCCAUUUGGAUCAUAUCGCGACAGCAAACUGCAUCAACGAAGUUCACCUGAGAUUCUGAAGUCUAAAUUUGGUGCUUUGGUAGAUGCACCCAAACCAAAAUCCAAUUCUUUAUUUGAUGUUAUUCAGUCCAAACUCACUCGUUCUCCUGAUUCUUUGAAAUCUAACACCAGCUUCUCAAACAGUAGUCUUGCCACUGGAGAGAGAAGGCUGACAAAUAAAACAGAACAUGAUUUACCGAGAUCUAGUUUUCAUCCAGUUCCAACUCGUGUCAGUGCAUUAGAACCCACCAAGCCCCCUCUAAUUGUUGACAAAAGUGAGCAUUUCACAGUUUACAGAGAUCCUGCAGUUCCUCCUCAAGAGACGGGGGGGAACAACAUUGCAGCAUUCUUAAGCCAGCACGGUUACCCUACCUCCCAUAGAACUUGUGUCAACCCAAACAGUCAUCAUCCUACUUUGAGUCCCGCUCCCGUCCACAUGACAAACCCAACGCUGUCUCAUCCUGUGAACAGCACCGCCCACACUCACCACCCUCAUUUGCACCAUCCGACAGUGUUACCUGGAGUGCCUCCAUCCUCCUUAAUGGGUUGCCACCCACGACUAGAAGCUGCUCAUGCCAGCAGCUUGAGCCACUUAGCGCUAGCUCACCAGCAGCAGCAGCAGCAGCAACAGCAGCAGCAGCAGCAGCAGCAGCAGAUGCUACAGCAGCCGUCACCUCAUAUCCUCGGACAAGCACAUCCACCUGCUUCCUAUAAUCAACUUGGACUCUACCCAGUUAUUUGGCAGUAUCCUAAUGGGACACCUAGCUUCUCAGGACUCAGCGCACCUUCUAACAAAUGGGUCCACCCGGAAAAUCCAGUCAAUACCGAAGCCUCUUUGCGGAGGAAUACUCCCAGUCCUUGGUUACAUCAGCCCACCCCUGUGACCUCUGCUGAUGGUCUUGGGUUACUGAGUCACAUUCCUGUCAGGCCUUCCAGUGCAGAUCCUCAUCGGCCCCUUAAAAUGACAACUCAUUCUAGUCCACCGUUAUCAAAAACGUUAGUAGAUCAUCACAAAGAAGAAUUGGAGAGGAAAGCUUUUAUGGAACCCCUCAGGACUAUUGUGUCUGCACCAGCCAAGGGUGACCUGGAUCGAGCACCGGCUGGGAAAGACAGUCACUUGCACAGACAUUUUGCGGACCCGAUGAUGAGCCAGUUACAGAGGCCGCCUCAGGAGAGCGGAGAGAGGCUGAACAAGUAUAAAGAGGAGCACCGAAGGGUCCUUCAGGAAAGUAUUGAUGUUGCUCCCUUCACAACAAAGAGGAAGACUGUGGAGGGAGAGAGAGAGAAUUAUCCCAGAAUCACAGCUCUGUCUGCUCCAAGCCCGAAAAGCCAAACCGCCAAACAAGACAAAGAUGGGGACCGCUCUGUGUCAGACCUUUACAAAAUGAAGCCCUCAGCGCCUCAGAGUUUACCACAAAGUAACUACUUCACCACCAUCUCAAACAGCGUAGUGAAUGAGCCACCACGAUCAUUCCCAUCCAAAGAAGGCUCUGGUCUGUUUGCUGACAAACAGAGUAACAGCCCCUCAACAAUAGCCAAUCCUCAAGCCCUGACUUCUUUUAUUUCAUCACUUUCAAAGCCCCCACCUCUGAUUAAACACCAACCGGAAGGGGAAGGCAUAGGAAGCAAGAUAGGAGAACAGCUUCCCCAGCAAAUGCCAUCUCACUCCAUAACUGCUUUUGGAAAUGACUGUCGGAGUCCUACGCAUUUGACAGUUUCUUCAUCGAAUCCAAUCCGGAGUAUGCCUGCAUUACAUAGAGCACCAGUUUUUCAUCCACCCAUCCAUCCCGGUCUGGACAGAAAGGAAAGCACCUAUAGCAGCCUUUCCCCUCCCACCUUAACUCCAGUUCUGCCAGUAAAUGCUGGGGGAAAAAUACAGGAAUUACAGAAACCUCCAACACUAGUACCUGAGCCAAAAGACGCUCAGGCGACUUUCAAAAAUGCUUCUGAACGCAGUUUGUCAGAAAUGUGGAAAUCUAAUAGUGCCCUCAGCAGCGAAAAAGUGACCUGGCCUGUGGAGAAGAGCGGUGGAAAGCCGCCGGCUGCCACGGCAUCUGUCAUCGUGCGUCCCCCUUCAAGUGCCAAGUAUGAGAGUGUGCCGGUGUUGCAGCUGGCUCCCAAGGAGCGAAGUACUGAGAGAUCUUCCGCUGGGGCAAGUCCGGCUGAUGGCUGGAAACCGUCAGAAGCCCGAGAGCCUGUGAGAGUUAUCAUUUCCAAUUCAAACUCAGUCAUUCCUCCUACCCAGUACGAAAAGAACUUUGAGGCUGUCCCCCAGGGCAGCGUGCCCAGCUCCAUCAUCGUGCCUACAGCCACCGGUUUGAUGUGUAGCACGAAAACGGACGUGACCCCAGCCGCUACCACCGCCAGCAGUGCCUCCAGCUGGGGUGGUUCAGAAGUAACGUAUUCGUCAUCAAGUACAGUUUCGACCUCUACAUCUUUACAGUGUGUUACUUCAAGAAGUGUUGGCCAGCAAACGAUGCCCAUAGAAGAAUUUGACAUCGGCACCACAACUCUCAUCGCUACAGCCAGUAGCAAGACAGGUGGGGUGGCCCAGCCCAGUUCUGGGGUCUCUAGCACAGCUGAUUUUAUGUACUUGAAAAAACAUAAGGCUGUAUUGGUUGCAACUCAGUUUAAAAGUGAUAAUGCCAACGAGGCUGAGCCUAAUGCCGGAAGAAGCCAGACAUGUCCAGCUCCUACUCCCCUCGAGAAUCCCGUCACCUGCAGUACGGCAAACAAGGCACACACUGUAAGCAGCGGGCAGAGCUCCCAGACCAGUCAGCCCAACUACCACACCAAGCUGAAAAAGGCCUGGCUCACCAGACACUCAGAGGAGGAUAAAAACACUAACAAGAUGGAAAAUUCAGGAAACACUGUAUCAGAGAUCAUUAAGCCAUGUUCAGUCAAUUUAAUGGCCUCUACAUCAAGUGAGAUACAUAACAGUGUGGAUACUAAGGUCCUAGGAGACAAACCUGCAAAAGACGAUAAAGCUAGCAAAAAGAAGCUGAAAAGACCUUACGAAUCUGGCUCUGAGAGCGAAGAAGACUCAGAUGGAAGUGAGAGCAAGGCUGAGCAGAGGGCCAAGCGCCAGCCCAAGCCAACGUACAAAAAGAAGCAGAACGAUUUGCAAAAGAGAAAGGGUGAACUCGAGGAAGAAGCAAAACCCAAUGGGCUUCUUAGCAGAAGCGUCCGAGAGAAGAAUAAGCUCAAACUGUCGAGCAGCAGCAACAGCGCCGGCAUCCCUCGUUCAGUAUUAAAAGACUGGCGUAAAGUUAAAAAGCUGAAGCAGACUGGCGAGUCCUUUUUGCAGGAUGACUCCUGCUGUGAGAUAGGGCCCAAUUUGCAGAAGUGCAGAGAGUGCAGACUUAUUCGAAGUAAAAAAGGGGAAGAACCAACUCACUCACCAGUGUUUUGUAGAUUUUACUACUUCCGGCGAUUGUCAUUCAGUAAAAAUGGAGUGGUUAGAAUAGAUGGUUUCUCAUCUCCUGACCAGUAUGAUGAUGAAGCUCUGAGUUUAUGGACACAUGAAAAUGAUGAUGAUGAUGAGCUAGACUUAGAGACUUCUAAAUAUAUCUUGGAUAUUAUAGGUGAUAAGUUCUGUCAGUUAGUAACAUCAGAGAAAACAGCUUUGUCCUGGGUGAAAAAAGAUGCCAAAAUUGCCUGGAAAAGAGCAGUAAGAGGCGUCCGUGAGAUGUGUGAUGCAUGUGAAGCCACAUUGUUUAAUAUUCAUUGGGUCUGCCAAAAAUGUGGAUUUGUGGUCUGCUUAGAUUGUUAUAAAGCAAAGGAAAGGAAGAGUUCAAGAGAUAAAGAGCUCUAUGCUUGGAUGAAAUGUGUCAAGGGACAACCUCAUGAUCACAAACACUUGAUGCCAACUCAGAUCAUACCAGGCUCUGUUUUGACAGAUCUUCUAGAUGCGAUGCACCAUCUUAGAGAAAAAUUCGAUAUUCAAUCUCAUUGCCUUUGUACUAACAAACAAAAUGUACAAGUUGAGAAAAUUCCUGCGAUGAAUGGAGUGACUCAGGUUUUGCAGAAUGUUCUUGAUGACGGUGAUACAAUUUCUCUGUGCAUGCCUGAGUCUCAGCAGCAGAAUUCCCCUCAAAAGUCUGAGACUGAUGGUAAUACCAGCCCCAGAAGUGACGUAAGCACAGACAGCAAGUUAACUCCUCCAGAAUCCCAAUCCCCGCUACACUGGUUAGCAGAUCUUGCUGAACAAAAAGCCAGAGAAGAAAAGAAAGAAAUCAAGGAAUGUGCCCUUGGAGAAACUGUGAAAGAAGAAAGAGACCAAGAUAUCUCUGAUUCGCCAGACUGCAAAACCUCCCCUGCUGUGUCCCAGAACAGUGAACAAGGAUCCACCUUACGGGACUUGCUGACCACAACAGCAGGCAAGCUGCGUGUUGGCUCCACGGAUGCAGGCAUCGCCUUCGCGCCAGUGUAUUCUACAGGAGCCCCAAGUGACAAAAGUGGAAGGACUGUGCCAAACAUUCUUGAUGACAUCAUUGCUUCAGUUGUUGAAAACAAGAUUCCACCAAAUAAAACCUCCAAGAUAGAAGAAGAAGAAGAAGAAGAAGAAGGAGAAGGGGAAGAAGAAAGAGGAGAAGAAGAAGGAGAAAGAGAGGGAGAAGGAGAAGGAGAAGGAGGUCCCGAAGACAGCCUCCCAACUGCCCUGGACGAGAGUGAUCAGUUGUCCGAGGAUGUGCCACACUCAUGGAUGUGUGAGAAGCACGUCUUGUGGCUUCAUGAUCACAUGAAUCAUGAUAAUUGGAAGCUUUUCAAACAAUGCUGGAAACAAGGACAGCCUGUGGUGGUUUCUGGUGUACACAAGAGAAUGAAUAUCAGCUUGUGGAAAGCAGAAUCAAUUAGUCUUGAUUUUGGAGACCACCAGGCAGAUCUCCUGAAUUGCAAAGACAGCAUUAUUUCAAAUGCCAACGUUAAGGAAUUCUGGGAUGGUUUUGAAGACAUUUCAAAACGGCAAAAGGUAAAAAGUGGAGAAACAGUUGUUUUAAAAUUGAAAGACUGCCCUUCGGGAGAAGACUUCAAAACUUUGAUGCCAGCAAGAUAUGAAGAUCUGUUUAAAAGCCUGCCGUUACCAGAAUAUUGUGAUCCUGAAGGAAAAUUCAAUCUGGCCUCCCAUUUGCCAGGAUUUUUUGUUCGUCCAGACCUAGGCCCCAGAUUGUGUAGUGCAUAUGGUGUAGCUGCUGCUAAAGAUCAUGAUAUUGGAACAACAAAUCUCCACAUUGAAGUUUCUGAUGUUGUGAACAUUCUAGUCUAUGUUGGCGUAGCAAAAGGAAAUGGAGUGCUCUCAAAAUCAGGCGUACUAAAGAAAUUUGAGGAAGAAGACCUCGAUGACCUUUUAAGGAGAAGACUGAAAGACUCAACUGAAACCCCUGGUGCUCUGUGGCACAUCUACGCAGGCAAAGAUGCCGACAAGAUAAGGGAGUUUCUCCAGAAGAUUGCCAGAGAACAAGGCCUGGAAGUCCUCCCAGAGCAUGACCCCAUCCGCGACCAGAGCUGGUACGUGAACAAAAAGCUCCGCCAAAGGCUGCUGGACGAGUAUGGCGUGAAAACAUGCACUGUUGUCCAGUUCCUGGGUGAUGCAAUUAUCUUGCCGGCAGGUGCACUGCAUCAGGUGCAGAAUUUUCACAGCUGCAUUCAGGUGACUGAAGACUUUGUGUCUCCAGAACAUCUUGUACAGUCAUUUCACUUAACGCAGGAACUGAGGCUGCUGAAGGAGGAAAUCAACUAUGAUGACAAACUGCAGGUCAAAAAUAUCUUAUACCAUGCAGUUAAAGAAGUGGUGAGAGCUUUGAAGAUGCGCGAAGAGGAAAUGGAUGACAUGGACGAAAGUUAAGUGCUCCUGGAUUGGAUCAGGGCUCUGCGGCCCUCAGAUGAAGACCAGCGGGCACCCCCGUGGAAGCAUCACCCGACCAUUAGUGCCGAGAAAUUGUGUCCCAGUGUUUGCUUGCUCCUGGCACCACCGCAGUGUGGGUUCAUCCGUCAUGGCUCCUGUGAUUUCAUACUGUGUUAGUUAUAAAAAUAAAUGCAGUUGUCCGCUGCCGUCUCUGUAUUAUAGUGUAUAUGGAGUUUGUGAAAAUGUCAGAUUUAAAAUGAUGUAUUUAUUUUUGGAAAAAAGAAUACCAAAUUCUAUGCUAUAUUGUUGAUCAGAUGUAAAUGUGAUCCUGUACAGUUUGCUAAAAUACUGAUAUUUUUCACUACAUUGAGACAGUUACUGUGAGAGUAGUACACAACACCAGCUAUCGCCUGCGUUGGGGAAAUGCUGAAUCGCACAGCAGUCAUUGUCAUCAUCUGAAACUUACUGCCAAAUACAUGUGUAAAGUUUGUAAAAAACAAAGUAUAUAAAGUAGAUAUUAAGUACAGACACUUCAAUACUUUAUUGAAGCUCUUCAGUGUACAAUUAAACAUUUUCGAAAGGUGUAAUUUAUUUAAAAUUGUCUCAUUUUGGUAAAAUUUAUGUGGAACUUUUAAAGCUUAAUAUUAAACUUAAUAUGCUAUGUAAAUAUAUACAUAUAUACAUUCAAUGAUGUAUUUUUUUAAAACAUUGGCUUGCUUUAUUUGUUAAAGUGCAAGUGUUACACAUGGCUUUGUACAUUGACGUUGAAAGGGGUUUUACAUUUUCCAUUAAAAUGACUUUAUCAGAUAUUGGCUUGCUGUCUGUUUCUCCAGGUUGUGCACUGGAUGGUGGUGAUGGAAAGCAUUUUCUGGAAACUGUGAUGUUUUUCAUUUUCAUGCUUUUGUCUUCUCUGGUUUUCUUGUGAAACUUCAAUCUUGGAAAUAGACUCAUUGCCCGUUUGUGUAGUACUACAUGAUGAAGAAUAUGGUUCAUUUUGGCGUCUUGUUUUUGUUUAUUCUAUGGGGCAACUUUAAUUGGCAAGGGAUUCACUUCUAAAUUACCAAAACUUUGAUAUAUGAGAAUAAAUUAAAAUAGAAUUUUAAA
Trichosurus vulpecula (common brushtail) is the source of this 8587-nucleotide messenger RNA. It is a transcript of the gene JMJD1C, whose product is annotated as jumonji domain containing 1C. The record is from RefSeq and is a predicted model, not a curated record. The transcript is spliced from 25 exons. Gene Ontology annotation, cellular component: histone deacetylase complex; chromatin. Gene Ontology annotation, biological process: regulation of transcription by RNA polymerase II. Gene Ontology annotation, molecular function: chromatin DNA binding; histone H3K9 demethylase activity; transcription coregulator activity. NCBI's taxonomy places the organism in Eukaryota, Metazoa, Chordata, Mammalia, Diprotodontia, Phalangeridae. The coding region runs from base 722 to 7483 and encodes 2253 amino acids.